UCCCCAACAGCCCCCAACUACAGCCUCCGCCGCCGCCGCCGCCGCCUCAAAAUUCAAUAAAAUGAGCUCUUAUUUCGUCAACUCACUGUUCUCCAAAUACAAAACCGGGGAGUCCCUGCGCCCCAAUUAUUAUGACUGCGGCUUCGCCCAGGACCUGGGCGGCCGACCCACCGUGGUGUACGGUCCCAGCAGCGGCGGCAGCUUCCAGCACCCGUCGCAAAUCCAGGAGUUCUACCACGGGCCGUCGUCGCUGUCCACGGCUCCCUACCAGCAGAACCCGUGCGCCGUGGCGUGCCACGGGGACCCCGGCAAUUUCUACGGCUACGACCCGCUGCAACGCCAGAGCCUAUUCGGUGCGCAGGAUCCAGACCUGGUGCAGUACGCAGACUGCAAGCUUGCCGCCGCCAGCGGCCUGGGCGAGGAGGCCGAGGGCUCCGAGCAGAGCCCGUCGCCCACACAGCUUUUCCCCUGGAUGCGCCCGCAAGCAGCCGCUGGACGCAGGCGAGGCCGACAGACCUACAGCCGCUACCAGACCCUGGAGCUGGAGAAGGAGUUCCUAUUUAAUCCCUAUCUGACUCGCAAGCGGCGAAUCGAGGUAUCGCAUGCCCUGGGACUGACAGAGAGACAGGUCAAAAUCUGGUUCCAGAACCGGAGGAUGAAGUGGAAAAAAGAGAACAACAAAGACAAGUUCCCCAGCAGCAAAUGCGAGCAGGAGGAGCUGGAGAAACAGAAGCUGGAGCGGGCCCCAGAGGCGGCGGACGAGGGCGACGCGCAGAAGGGCGACAAGAAGUAGGCUUCAGCUGGGACUGCCAGGGCCGCGGCCGCCCGCACGUCCGCGGGUCCCGGCCGCACCGCCGCCGCGCGCCCCUGCCCGAGAGAGCUCUGGCCCCGCUAGCGGGGCCAGGAGCCGGGCCUCCCACCGCAGCGUCCCCCGCCGCGCCAGUCCCCGCUAGUGGUAGUAUCUCGUAAUAGCUUCUGUGUGUGAGCUACCGUGGAUCUCCUUCCCUUCUCUUGGGGGCCGGGGUGAAAGAAAAGGAUUUAAGCAAAGACUCCCUCGCCCUGUGAGGGCGAGCGGCUAAGGCCCGGCUGAGCCCCCCAUGCCCCUCCCACCCCGUGUAAAAAGCCUCCUUGUGCAAUUGUCUUUUUUUUCCUUUGAACGUGCUUCUUUGUAAUGACCAAGGUACCGAUUUCUGCUAAGUUCUCCCAACAACAUGAAACUGCCUAUUCACGCCGUAAUUCUUUCUGUCUCCCUUCUCUCUCUCUCUCUCUCUUUCUCUCUCUCUCUCGCUCGCUCUCGCUCUCGCUCUCUCUCUCUCUCGCUGCGUCCUCAUUUCCCCUCCCAAUCCUCUCUCCCCACUGCACCCCCCCAGCUCGCUGGCUUUCUCUCUGGCUUCUCUCUUUUCCUCCUCCACCCACCCCCUUUGGUUUGACAAUUUUGUCUUAAGUGUUUCUCAAAAGAGGUUACUUUAGUUAGCAUGCGCGCUGUGGGCAAUUGUUACAAGUGUUCUUAGGUUUACUGUGAAGAGAAUGUAUCUUGUAUCCGUGAAUUGCUUUAUGGGGGGGAGGGAGGGCUAAUUAUAUAUUUUGUUGUUCCUCUAUACUUUGUUCUGUUGUCUGCGCCUGAAAAGGGCGGAAGAGUUACAAUAAAGUUUACAAGCGAGAACCCGA
Messenger RNA from Pongo pygmaeus (Bornean orangutan), 1668 nucleotides. RefSeq names its product homeobox B8 (gene HOXB8). Lineage: Eukaryota; Metazoa; Chordata; Mammalia; Primates; Hominidae. Bases 62 to 793 code for a protein of 243 amino acids. Gene Ontology annotation, molecular function: RNA polymerase II transcription regulatory region sequence-specific DNA binding; DNA-binding transcription factor activity, RNA polymerase II-specific. The transcript is spliced from 2 exons. Gene Ontology annotation, biological process: regulation of transcription by RNA polymerase II. The record is from RefSeq and is a predicted model, not a curated record. Gene Ontology annotation, cellular component: nucleus.